This is a messenger RNA of Colletotrichum fioriniae, 627 nucleotides long. RefSeq lists its product as uncharacterized. The record is from RefSeq and is a predicted model, not a curated record. NCBI's taxonomy places the organism in Eukaryota, Fungi, Ascomycota, Sordariomycetes, Glomerellales, Glomerellaceae.
AUGGCAGCGUCGUCUUCACUGCCCGAUCUGCCACCCAAUUACCUCAAGGCCCUUGAGCUGAUCGACGAGGCCCACAAGCAAGACCCCAGACCAUCGUCCGUUGAGUCGGUCCCUUUUGAGCUUCACUAUGCCCAGAAGAUGACGCGCUGGCUCGCCGUGAGGUGUCCGGCGGCCCCUCCGGUCCUGCAACUGGCCUGCCGAGCCCAGCAUUUCAAGAGAUGGGAAAUCCCCCGCAACUCAUACCCAAUGACCCGUCCGGGCUACCUCACCUGGCGCGCGAAGCUCAAGUCUCAAGCCGCCGCCCAAGUGGCUGAGCUCAUCUCCUCAUCACCCGACAUCCAGCCGGCCAUCCCCCAAGAGGACGUCGACCGCGUGGCGGCGCUCAUCCGCAAGGAGAACCUCAGCAAGGACGAGGAGACGCAAGUGCUUGAAGACGUGGCGUGCCUCGUUUUCCUCGACGAUCACUUUGACGACUUUGAGAGCAAGGAGGAGGUUGACGAGGACAAGAUUAUUGGCAUCCUGCGCAAGACGUGGGCCAAGAUGAGCGAGGAAGGGCACGCGCUGGCGUUGAAGAUGAAUCACAGCGAGAGGGCAUUGAGUCUCAUUGGGAAGGCUUUGGCGGGGUGA